Canariomyces notabilis is the source of this 1621-nucleotide messenger RNA. RefSeq names its product actin. Bases 467 to 1594 code for a protein of 375 amino acids. The record is from RefSeq and is a predicted model, not a curated record. The transcript is spliced from 7 exons. Lineage: Eukaryota; Fungi; Ascomycota; Sordariomycetes; Sordariales; Chaetomiaceae.
AACCAUGGCAAAGUCAGUCGUCAGCUUCGGACUUGAAGGUGCUUCCCAGCCACGCUAAGUGACGCAGCCCUUCGCCAUCGUUAGCAUUGAGUAAAAAAGCGGCAAAGGAGAUCCCUCGUUUCUGCCAAAAAUUAGUGGAGGCGGUCCCCCUUGCCCACCGGAAUCCACUCAAGCCCACACCGCCCACCGCCUCAGCGGCUUGCUGCCCCACAGAACUUCGCAGCUUUCCAGCGAUAUCCUGCCUCCUUCCUCCACUCGCACAUAUCCUGCCCCCGCCAACCCAAGCACUGACCUUAAAUUCACUUCCCCUUUCCAACCUCGCGCCCGCGAUACCACUCUAUCUCUUCUCUCUCUCGCCUCUGUUGCGUCUUUGCCAUUACUUUCCAUCACGACUCGUACGGGGCAUCGCACGAGGCCUGCUUAAUUAAUCCUUCUAUUCCGUUCUCGCCUUUUUCAGACCGUUAAAAUGGAGGAAGAAGUUGCUGCGCUCGUUAUCGACAAUGGAUCCGGCAUGUGCAAGGCCGGUUUUGCCGGUGACGAUGCGCCUCGUGCUGUUUUCCCGUCCAUCGUUGGUCGCCCGCGCCACCAUGGUAUCAUGAUUGGUAUGGGGCAGAAGGACUCGUAUGUCGGCGAUGAGGCGCAAUCCAAGCGUGGUAUCCUCACGCUCCGCUACCCCAUCGAGCACGGUGUCGUCACCAACUGGGACGACAUGGAGAAGAUCUGGCAUCACACCUUCUACAACGAGCUCCGUGUUGCUCCCGAGGAGCACCCCGUGCUCUUGACCGAGGCUCCCAUCAACCCCAAGAGCAACCGCGAGAAGAUGACGCAGAUCGUCUUCGAGACCUUCAAUGCUCCUGCCUUCUACGUCUCCAUCCAGGCCAUUCUGUCUCUGUACGCCUCUGGUCGUACCACGGGUAUCGUGCUCGACUCGGGUGAUGGUGUCACGCACGUCGUGCCCAUCUACGAGGGUUUCUCGCUUCCCCACGCCAUUGCCCGUGUCGAUAUGGCAGGCCGUGACCUGACGGACUACCUGAUGAAGAUCCUGGCCGAGCGCGGCUACACCUUCUCGACCACGGCCGAGCGUGAAAUCGUCCGUGACAUCAAGGAGAAGCUUUGCUACGUCGCUCUUGACUUCGAGCAGGAGAUCCAGACUGCCGCCCAGAGCUCCACCCUCGAGAAGUCGUACGAGCUCCCCGACGGUCAGGUCAUCACCAUCGGCAACGAGCGGUUCCGGGCCCCUGAGGCCCUCUUCCAGCCUUCUGUCCUGGGUCUUGAGAGCGGUGGUAUCCACGUCACCACUUUCAACUCGAUCAUGAAGUGCGAUGUUGAUGUCAGGAAGGAUCUCUAUGGCAACAUUGUCAUGUCUGGUGGUACCACCAUGUACCCCGGUCUCUCGGACCGUAUGCAGAAGGAGAUUACUGCUCUUGCUCCCUCUUCCAUGAAGGUCAAGAUCAUUGCUCCUCCCGAGCGCAAGUACUCUGUCUGGAUCGGUGGUUCCAUUCUCGCCUCGCUCUCGACCUUCCAGCAGAUGUGGAUCUCGAAGCAGGAGUACGACGAGAGCGGCCCGUCCAUCGUGCACCGCAAGUGCUUCUAAGCAGCGCAAGAUUAGGCAGCUUCCCGG